Balaenoptera ricei (Rice's whale) is the source of this 1473-nucleotide messenger RNA. RefSeq names its product zona pellucida glycoprotein 1 (gene ZP1). NCBI's taxonomy places the organism in Eukaryota, Metazoa, Chordata, Mammalia, Artiodactyla, Balaenopteridae. Gene Ontology annotation, cellular component: egg coat. Gene Ontology annotation, biological process: binding of sperm to zona pellucida; prevention of polyspermy. Gene Ontology annotation, molecular function: structural constituent of egg coat; acrosin binding. The record is from RefSeq and is a predicted model, not a curated record.
AUGAACAGCUGCUCCAUCUGCUAUCGGGUGACAGCCAAGCCCCAGGGGCCCGCGGUCUUUUCUGCCAAUUACAAAGACUGCCAUGCCCUGGAGAAGGAUGGGCGCUCCCACCCGAGGGUGUUCGUGGAAGCUGUGCUGCCCAAUGGCACUCUGAUCUGUCCCAAACCUGAUCACACCUGGACUCCAGACUCCCACCUGGCACCACCCACCACAUUCUCCCUUCCUGCCCCUCAUCCCCCUAGGUACCCUCUGACUCAGGAACAGUGCCAGAUGGCCUCCAGGCACAUCCCCCACAGAGUGAGAAGAAGUUCAAAGGAAGCAUCAGCUGGCUUCUGUCAUGACACCAGAGAGGGUCCCUGUUACUAUGGCAACACAGCGACUGUCCAGUGCUUCAGAAACAGUCACUUCGUCCUGGUGGUGUCCCAGGAAACCGCCUUGGUGUGCAGGACACUGAUCAAUCUCCACCUGGCCCGCACCACCCCCGGCUGCCCCCCAACCAGGAGGCGGGAUUCCGUGGUCUCCAUGGCUGGCCCUCUCACUUGCUGUGACACCACAGUCCAGGAAGACUGUCUCUUCCUACAGGUGGACCGCAUCCAGCACAACCAGCUGGUGACCAACAUCGGCAUCUGGAUGGGGCCACAGGGUUCCAUCACGUGGGACGGCACCUUCAGGCUUCACAUCCACUGUGUCUUCAACGCCAGUGACUUCCUGCCCCUCCAGGCGCCCCUCUUUCCUCCCCCUCCAGCCACUGUGACUCAGCACAGCCCCCUGCGGCUCCAGCUGCAGAUCGACAAGGGAAAAGGGUACAACAAGGCUUUCAGCUCCUACCACAGGGAGGGGGACCACCCCAUUGUGGGGCUGCUUCAAGAGUCUGACCCCAUGGAGGUCUGGCUCCUGCAGAGGACAGACCCCAUUCUGGUCCUGGUGCUGCACCACGCCAACCCCUUCCAGUAUCCUCAGUGGCCCAUCCAGUCAGGUGAGUGUCCUUUCGGUGACAGCUCAGGACCUGAAUGAUGGCCUUGGAGGGUAGCUCUGCCCUUCCACUCUCACUACCAGUGCUUCACCGUUGCCACCUUCGCCCUCCUGGACACUGGCUCCUGGAGGGCCCGCAGGGGCCAGGUUUACUUCCUCUGCGGCACCUCUGCCUGCUGCCCCUCAGGGCUGAAGACUUACUUGACUACAUGUAGCUCUGGGGCUGCGGGACGGCAAUGAGCCUCAGGUCACCACAAUGACAUUGCCAUCCAGAGCAUGGUAAGCUCUCCCGGGCCACUGGGCUUUGAGGAUUCCUACAGGUGGGAGUCUACGCUGGGGCCUGCAGGCUCCACCAUGAACUGCAGCCCAAGUCCUCUCCUCUGGGUAAUUCUUUUGCUGUUGGCUGUUGCCCUGGUCUGAGGGGUUGGCGUCUUUGUGGACCUGAGUCAGGCCAAGCCCAGAAGCUCCUGGAAGGCAACAGAAGGUGAACAGGCUGAAUAG